Molecule: messenger RNA, 1469 nt
Organism: Mus pahari (shrew mouse)
Lineage: Eukaryota; Metazoa; Chordata; Mammalia; Rodentia; Muridae
Gene: Selplg
Product: selectin P ligand
Exons: 2
Coding region: 124-1251 (375 amino acids)
Biological process (GO): hemopoiesis; leukocyte tethering or rolling
Cellular component (GO): plasma membrane
Source: RefSeq, a predicted model, not a curated record
GGCGGGCGGGCGGACUGGGACCACAAGUGUCUGACAGUGUGGACUGGGGCCUUGUCACUGAGGCAGAAUCGCUUGCUCCUGGGCCCCAAGGCAGCUGCCCCAUGCUCUGGUGGGCACGGUACCAUGUUCCUAAGCUUCCUUGUGCUGCUGACUAUCUUGGGCUCUGGCAACAGCCUUCCGCUGCGGGACUCCUGGGAGCAGGAAACCACGGAAGCCCCGGGGCCUGUGCAUCUCCGGGAACGGAGGCAGACGGUUGAGGAUGACGAUUUGGAGGACCCUGACUAUAUGUAUAACACAGAUCCCCCAGAGUUGCUGAAAAAUGUCACCAACACCGUGGCUGCUCACCCCGAGCUGCUGACCACCGUGGUCAUGCUAGAGAGAGUUUCCGUGAGCAUUGGAACCUCUGAGACAGCCACUUUGAAGGUUGCCACCACUGGCCCUGCUGGCCCAGGUACAGGAGGGCCAGCUGUUGGGAUGCUGAGCACAGACUCUGCCACACAGUGGAGUCUAACCACAACGGAGACCAUCCCACCAACAUCCACAGAGGCGGAGACCUCGCAGCCAACACCCACGGAGGCGGAGACCUCGCAGCCAACACCCACGGAGGCGGAGACCUCGCAGCCAACACCCACAGAGGCGGAGACCUCGCAGCCAACACCCACGGAGGCGGAGACCUCGCAGUCAACACCCACAGAGGCGGAGACCUCGCAGUCAACACCCACAGAGGCAGAGACCACCCAGCUUCCCAGGAUUCGGGCUGUAAAAAGUCUGUUUACAACGUCUGCAGCCACCGAAGCCCCUUCCACAGAACCUACCACCAUGGAGAUGGCGUCCCCAGAGUCUAACGAGUCUGCCAUCUUCCUUGGGCCAUCCGUGACUCACUUACCUGACAGCGGCCUGAAGAAAGGGCUGAUUGUGACCCCUGGGAGUUCGCGGGCCCCGCCAGGGAGUUCAGACCUCAUCCCGGUGAAGCAAUGCCUGCUGAUCAUCCUCAUCUUAGCUUCUCUGGCCACCAUCUUCCUCGUGUGCACAGUGGUGCUGGCGGUCCGUCUGUCCCGUAAGACCCACAUGUACCCAGUGCGGAACUACUCCCCCACAGAGAUGAUCUGCAUCUCGUCCCUGCUACCUGAGGGGGGUGAUGGGGCCCCUGUCACGGCCAAUGGGGGCCUGCCCAAGGUCCAGGACCUGAAGACAGAGCCCAGUGGGGACCGGGAUGGGGAUGACCUCACCCUGCACAGCUUCCUCCCUUAAGCUCCCCUGCCCGCCCGCCUAAUCGACACCCUUGCUGGCUCCACGCUCAUUCACUGGUCAUAGAGGUCACAGAUCUGGGCUUCCUGGGUGAAAUUUAUUCACGGGAGUCUUUAGAGCGCUGUGUGUUUCCCUGCAGGUCACUGGAUACCUGUCCUUGCAUUCUCCAAAAAGACUCAGCUCCCUUAUCCCACUCCCAAAAGUGACUCUAUUGGUUGCCG